AUUUCUUUUCUUUGGCGAAACUAUUUUUCUAUAUAUAUUUUUUAAUUUACACACAUAUAAUAUAUACAUAUAUAUAUAUUUUUACGCACAAUGGGCUCGUCCACACCCGAGAUUCUCCCAGACUGGGUACCGGGUUCAACAAACUAUCGUAUCCGUGUCGGCAUAAUGUCCGGGGUAUCUGCCAUCUACGCAGUAUUCGUCAUAUCCACGCUCAUUCUCUUCAUACUAAUUUCUCGAAACAAGCUCAGCGGGUUAGAAAAGCGCUCCGUAAAGCUCGUGUUAAUACAAGCCAUGGGCUGCUUCCUCAUUGGCUCCAACGGCCUAGCAACAGCGGCGCUUAAUGACUGGGCGUGUUUUGGCAAACUGUGGCUGUUCAAUAUUGGGUUUCUCCUGACCUUAUCUGCGAUUUCCGCACGGGCGUUCCGGUUGAUGGUUGUUUACAAGGUGCAUGAGCUCAGCAACCAGUUGUCCACACGGGACCCGAAGCUGAUGCAGUCGAUGGAAAUUUGGUCCACGGGGCAGUCCGCCAAGGCAGCGUACCCGGCAAGCCAUGUUACCAUCACGGGAUCUGUCGACUCCGUCCUUAUGAUGGCCGACUCAGUUCCGAGGAUGCGCCAGGCGCGGCAGCUCGAAAAGUACAAGCGGCUGCUGCCGUACGUCACCGACCGCAUGCUGAUCAUCUACAUUAGCGUAAUCAUGGCUCUUGGCGGCAUCCUAACCUUGGUAAUUAACAUCACGGAUAAGCAGUUUGCCAUGCGGCCGGUCAACAUCUACUGCUUCUUCAUGUGGGGGUUCUUCCCAGUCACGGGCAUCAUCAUCUUGUACUUUUUCGUUGUUUUUCCGGUUAUUCUGUGGCGUGUCUGGCGCGACAACGACGCGUACGGGAUUCGCAACGACCUGAUUAUCUGCGAUACCGUCGGCGUCGUCUGCAUGGCAGUGACAAUUGUCUGGGUUAACGUGCUGCAUGAGACGCAGCAGAUCUGGCCCGGCCUAUCAUUUAUCUGGUUUUUUGCUGUGCUCAUCCACAUCACAUCCGUGUUUAUCCCGUUGCUGCGCUCUAUGCAGCAUAUUAAAAUAUCUCAGAGCCAGGAGAUACUGCCGUUCAGAAUCAAUUUGCUGCCAUCCGAUGCUCAUGCCACAGUGAAUAUUAGCCAGGGCCGCCGCUUUGGAUUUAAUCGGAUGUUGGAUGAUCCUAUGGAGUAUCAGAAAUUCCGCAUGUUUGCGGUCUCGUGUUUCUGCUCCGAGCUGACUGGAUUUGUCGAGGAGUACCAGGCGUUAAAGGCGCGCACAGUGGCUGUUCUCCAGGACCAGAACCAGAACCAGACUGAGGGCUCAGGCCUAUCGCAGAUUAUCCCCCCGUCCCCCGAUACGGACGCACAUAUGGAGUCAAUAGAUGCGCAGUACAACAAUAUGGUGGAUUCCAUUAACCGGCGUCAUAAGGCCCAAAGCAUGGCUGCAAGCUCGUUGGCUUUAGACUACGCUGCAUCUACACAGGGCGGCAGGUGCACCACUGGUAUCAAUGUUAGCAUUCUGGAGACUGUCAAAAAAGAGUGCCCGGUUGAAAUCAAUCCAUAUAAGGACAAAAGUGGGGUGUUGCAGUUUCCGCCAGCUCUGAUUGAAAAGAUUGACGACAUUUUUGCUGUCUUUGUUGACCCGAUUUCGUACGCGUCGGUUAAUGCCACGCAGCCUGUGGUUAGGCGCGUUACUGAGGGAAUUAACUCGCACGAAUAUCCGUUGACGCUGUUGGAUGAGCUCAAGGACGAGGUGCUUUUCAUGCUAUACACUGAUGUUUUCACGCGGUAUAUUCGUAAAUAGAAUUAAAAGGGUUUAUAUAUAUUGUCAUUUGGUUAAUGCUAAAAAUAAAAAGUUGGGUGGGAAUAUUGU
Molecule: messenger RNA, 1884 nt
Organism: Kickxella alabastrina
Lineage: Eukaryota; Fungi; Kickxellomycota; Kickxellomycetes; Kickxellales; Kickxellaceae
Exons: 1
Coding region: 91-1815 (574 amino acids)
Source: RefSeq, a predicted model, not a curated record